AUGACCACCAUGGGCCCCGACAUCAAGCCGGAGCCGGUCGACGCGACUGAGCUGGACAGCCAGAGCGACGAGCUCCUUUUUGACCCGGACGUCUCAACCCGCAAGCACUUUCACGACGAUCCCAGCGCGUGCCAGGGAAUCCUGAAGCACGCGCAGACCAAGUUCAGCCUGGUUAUCAAGGAGUCGCUGAUCCAGUCUGCGGGAUCCGGUCUCUUUGUCGAGGAUGCCAUCUGUGAGGGCGAGGAGAUCUUCCAGAAUCAGCCAUUCAUCAGCUGCCGCGCACCUCACCUGAAGGAUGUCUGCGACCACUGCCUGAUGAACAGGAACGCCAAGCUGGACGCCGAACAGGGAGGGAUUGACUGUCAGCAUGGAGCGGUCCCCUUUGCCAAAUGCAAGGGCUGCAAGUAUGCUCACUACUGCUCCCGGACAUGUCAGAAGAAGGCCUGGGCUGCCUAUCACCGAGAGGAGUGCCAGGUGCUCAAGGAGAUCCCUGAUAUCUCGCCCUUGGUUCGUAUUCUGUUCCGCAUCCUGCUCUGGGACAAGGCGGGAAAGAUCAGCUCGGGCUACUGGAACAUCUUGAUGAUGCUGGAGGACUGCUUUGACCAGCGUGACGAGGAGAGCGAGGACGACAGCUUCCAGCUCGCCGUCGAUGCCGUCCAGCGCAACAUCUCGCACCGCAACGUCACUGUCAUCUGGAAGCUCUUCUACGCUAUCCAGAUCAAUGCGAUGAACAUCCGGAUGGCCGAUGACUACACCUCGACUGGCAUGAGUUUCGACUUGGCCAUCUCCGUCAUCAACCACAGCUGCGAUCCGAACGCCUUUGCAUUCUUUGAGGGCAACCGCCUGCAUGUCCGCUCCCUCAAGCCGAUUGCAGCUGGCGAUGAGAUUACUCUCCCAUACUGCAACACCAUGGUUGGAGUCCUCUCCCGCCGGGAAGGGCUUCAGAAGUCCCACUUCCUCACCUGCUCUUGCAACCGCUGCAUUGCUGAGCUCAAGGAGCACGAACAAAUCGCCCGUGCCAGCGGAAGCUCGGUCGAGAAGCUCUACGCGGCACAGAAGGAGCUCGGCCAGAUGGGAGACGCCUUGCACAAGACCGUCAGGGAUCGCCCUUCGGAGCAGGGCAAGAAAGCCGUGCUCGAAAACUUUGUCGCAAAGCUCAAGGGAGUCAUGAGGGAGGGACUCCCGCAGGGAGCCUGGCCGGACACCCUGGACCCCCUCCCUGACCUUCGGCUCAGCCUGGCCAUGAGCUACGGCGAGCUGCACCACCUGGGCGCCUCUGUCAUGUACGCUCUGAAGGGAUGCCUGCUCAACAAGGGCCGCCACGUCGGCCCCGAUUGGGUCCACAACUUCCUCGACCUCGUCGCCAUCCUGGCCGAGAUCGGCCAGCUCGACCUGGAUGACCAGCUCUUCAAGAUCACGGGCUUCCCGCAGCGGUUCGAGAUCCAGGUGACUGUCGCCGGAUACAUGGUCUACCUCCUCGCGGCCAUGACCAAGACCUACGGCACGGGCAGCCGCUUCGUGCGGGGCUAUCGGCGCUUCAUCAUCAAUUUCCUGGAUAUUCCUGGACUGCCGGCGGCGGCCGACGAGAACUUCGUGGAUGUGUUCAAGGCCAUGCAGGCGAAGCUCCUGUGCUGGGCCGGAGUCGACGAGACCAAGGCCAUCGUUAUGCCCGAUGAGCAGACCAUCAAGGGUCUGCUGGAGGCUGACAUGGCUAGGCAGCUCUCGGCUCUCUCCAUCGAGGACUAA
This is a messenger RNA of Thyridium curvatum, 1746 nucleotides long. RefSeq lists its product as uncharacterized. Gene Ontology annotation, cellular component: nucleus. The record is from RefSeq and is a predicted model, not a curated record. Lineage: Eukaryota; Fungi; Ascomycota; Sordariomycetes; Thyridiales; Thyridiaceae. Bases 1 to 1746 code for a protein of 581 amino acids. The transcript has 4 exons. Gene Ontology annotation, molecular function: protein binding.